AUGAUUACAGAUGGAUGAAUGCUUUGGUAUAUGAUGGGACUGAAACGAUUAAAAGAACAAAUAUAUAAUUCUUAAAUCGAAGUGCUACAAUUAUAAAAUUGUCUCUCCUUGUAGUGCCACCCCCAUUAUACCAUUAGUGGAUGAGGCUACAAUUCCAUUACAUGCUCAAGUUACAGUAUAAAUACCCCCCUUCAGAAGAGGCCAAUCUGCAUUCAGAUUUCAGAGUCAGGUUCAGGUUCAGCUGAGGGUUGUUGGAUUAUUUUCAGAUAACAAAAGAUGGCAGCUGCAAUGAAACUCAUCUCUGUUCUGGGAUUGAUUGUGCUUAUUAGCGUGGGAAAGGUGGUUGAUGCAGCAGGGGAAUGUGGGAAAUCAGCUCCUGAUAAUGAGGCAAUGAAGCUAGCCCCAUGUGCUGAAGCUGCACAAGACGAGAAUGCCCCUGUUUCAGCCAGUUGCUGCGCCCAGGUGAGGAAAAUCGGCCAAAGUCCGAAAUGUCUCUGUGCCGUUAUGCUCUCUAACACUGCUAAAGCAUCUGGAAUCAAGCCUGAGAUUGCCAUAACCAUCCCUAAACGCUGCAACAUAGCCAACCGUCCAGUCGGUUACAAAUGUGGAGCAUAUACACUUCCUUGAAUGGAAAAUUUGGGAGACAUAAAAAGUGCUGGAGCUCACUUGUUGUACCACUUAAUAUGUAGCUUUAAGCUUGUCUUUGAAUGAAUAACAGCUUAAAGCAUGUUUAUAUUAUCCAAUCUUGAAGUUCAAUAAAAUCAUCCAUGUUUCUGCUUUUAA
Gossypium arboreum is the source of this 783-nucleotide messenger RNA. Its product is annotated as putative lipid-transfer protein DIR1. Gene Ontology annotation, biological process: systemic acquired resistance. The transcript has 2 exons. NCBI's taxonomy places the organism in Eukaryota, Viridiplantae, Streptophyta, Magnoliopsida, Malvales, Malvaceae. Gene Ontology annotation, molecular function: fatty acid binding. The record is from RefSeq and is a predicted model, not a curated record. Bases 277 to 627 code for a protein of 116 amino acids.